AAUUCACGCAAGUUCCACGCGAUAUAUCGCUGUAAUAUCUCGGCUGCGGUUAUAUUCGUCCUUUUGACUACUCGUCGCGUAGUGUUUGGAACUGAGACAGUGUGGGUUAAGUGUACUGUGACAGCUGCGGAAACACUUCCGGGGAAAAUGGAGCCGACGAGAAUCCUGCUGCUGAUCGUCCUUCUGCAUGCUGCCAGCUGUCAGAAUGGCACCGUAAUCAUGAGCGAGGUUCUCCAAGAUUACAACCCCCAGUUCAACGUGGGCUGUUACUUUCCUGCGGAAUUCCAGGGCGAAUUCGUGAUGCAGGUGAGCGGAAAGGGCGUCGGAAGCAUGGCGAACGAGCCUAUUCAGUAUUCUACCAUUAACAUCACCUUCAACGCGAUACCGGUGUGGGGCUAUUGCCACAAGAAGGUCGGCGAUAAUGUGCUGUUAAUGGACAGGUAUGAUGAUAAUAAGGACUGCAUAAGGUGUUUCCGGUUGUUGCGGAGGUCGCGGAAUGUCAUCGAAGUGUUCUCGGAAGCUCUCAACAGGUGUUAUAUAAACGAGCCGGCUGCCUUGACCUCCUGCGACACACUGAACUCCACCUCGAUCCUGUACCGCACGAAAGAAAUCGGCGGUGUGGCGAUCCGGAAUGAAUACUGCCCUAUUGCUGGUUUAUAUCACUUCAAAUACAGCCUCAACAAUAAUUCCGCGAUAUCAUUCGAGUGCAACACAUUCUCUUCCGAAUUUAAUAAUUGCCCGGAUGGUUCGAUCUUACAUUUGAACUUCAAACGAUGUAACUUCGAAAUGCACAAUCUCACAUACAAUUGUUUGGGCAGUUGGCCUGGACCAAACGGUUCUAAUUAUCUGGCUCUCUGGAACAAAAAUACUGAUGAUGGCAGACCUCAAUAUAGAUGCGGGCUAUUCCACGUUGAUAAUAAAAAAGGAAAGACUUAUAUGGCGUUUAGUAGUGACUCGAGCUGCACAGAAGAUUUAAAUAAUUCAACUAGCGGAUAUGAAACUUUGAUUUUAAGUAAAAGUCCAAAUCAAAAGAAGGUGCCAGAUUAUGUGAAGACUCAUGUUGCCACAUUCCCAAAGUGGGCGCAAGGUGUGUGGGAGGAGUCCCUUAUAGUUAAUGGAACUAUGACUUUCACCGAUCUCAAUGGCUACAAUAGUUAUACCUUCAUUACGGUGGAGUCUAACGAGGAGACUGGUCGAUAUGUUGUAUAUUCGAAAGAUCAGUGCGAGCAAGCUGCCUUUGUGUGCUUAAUGAUGAGACAACGCAGUGAAAAUGUACUAGAAUUUACGAUAGGGAUGGUCUUUAGUCCAGUUCAUCGCGAAAAUUUAUGCGACGAUCCCAAUUUGGAUAAACUGGUGUGGAUGACUCAAGCACGUAUCGAACGCGUAGUGGAGUCACCUUGUCCAAUUACGGGUCAGUAUACGGGGAUGAUAACGGACCUGUCAGGAAUGUGUGCGGAAUUAAGCAGCAACUGCAACACUCGUGAAAUAAUGUAUUUUAAAGUGAGCGAUUGCGAAUCCGGAGAACUGUACGAAGAGCGAACAUAUUUAUGCUUGGGGCAGUGGGAGGAGAAAGGCGUGAUGUAUACUUACACCAUGAGAAACGAUACUAAUACGAACGAAUGCUUCGUGGGUCUGAUCGUCAACGAUGAAGAGAUAUAUAUCAAAGAAGCUGGCGAUCAUUGCAUACGAAAUAUAGAUCCCAAAAAGGAGGGUAUGCGUCUCUACAAAAAGGGACAAUGUUAUGGGAACUCGCCGAGUCCUGCACCUACUGUGUUGAAACCGAUCCCUCAUAAUCCAAUAAUGAGGAUUACGACAACUCCGCGAUCGAGAUUAUCGGGAACUACUCGAGUGCCAGGAAAUACAGUUUCCUCGUCAGCUUCUUGCAGAUCGAGAACAUGCACGAAUUUCGCACUCCUCAUCGUCACCGUCUUCAUCGCGUUCCUCGAAGCAGCUUCCUCGUAUAAACUUAAAUAAUGACACUCUCUUUCGGACUCGAUAGUUACCGAUGUAGAUAAUGAAUAUUGAUAUUUCGAUGCACAUUUUUGUUAUUUUUGUCUGGCGGAUAAUUGAGAGGUGUGAGAAGAUCGGUUAUUUAUUACAAAGACCGACUUGAAACGAUAUUGUAGAAAGUGUAGAAAAUUUUUAUAUCGUGUUUACUUUUUAUUUUCUCAUCGCACACAUAUCACUCCGCGUUUUGCGAAAGAAAUUACUUUUUUCAUAGAAUUAUAGAAUUGAAUGAGAACGUUUGCCGUUCCAUCGAGUAAGCUGCAUAGAAAAUCUUACAAAGGAGAAAAAUUUCAAUGAAUUCAGAUAUUUUUUAAUGAUUUUGAAGAAAACGCAAAAGAAAUAGAGCUAAAACUGUAUUAUAAACUCUUUAUCGACGGUAAAGUUGUGAUUGAUCGCUGUCUUUUUUAUGUACUGUGGUUAUUACUAUUUAUUUAACUAGUUUUUUAAUAGAUAAAUACGGGAGAUUAGGUCUCGACAGUCAUAUUUUUAUAUACUGCUUUGUAUGAUGCAAGAAGUUUCACGCGAGACUUUCAUUCACGAAAAUCCAAAGAGCAGCUGCCUGCAUACAAAUAAAUAAUGAUUCUUUUACGAAACAAACAUCACAAAAUAUAAAUGCGAUAGUAAAAAAGUACUUGACUACAAUUUUGUAAAUAAUUACGUAAUAUUAAAUUUAUUUUAUUUUCUGAAAAAAUGCAUUCAAAGAUAAAAUUUUAUAAUAAUUGACAUUAAAUUUUUUUAAAUUAAAUAAAACAGGUCACAUAGGUGUCUCUUACCACUUAGUGAAAUAAGACCACAAGUGAAAUAAGAUAUUUCUUAAAAUUCUGUAGAGCAGAGAAAAUAACAAGCCAUAAAUAAAAUAAAUAUAGCUUUUAACGAAAGAAUAUAUGAAUUAUACAGUUUCAAAGACUGACAAAGUUAUUAUUUUAAUAUGUUUCAAUUUCUAGUUUCCUUUCUUCUCUAUUAGAGAUAAAUGACUUCAUCAGAUAUAUAUAUA
Messenger RNA from Formica exsecta, 3001 nucleotides. RefSeq lists its product as uncharacterized. The record is from RefSeq and is a predicted model, not a curated record. The coding region runs from base 148 to 1974 and encodes 608 amino acids. The transcript is spliced from 13 exons. Lineage: Eukaryota; Metazoa; Arthropoda; Insecta; Hymenoptera; Formicidae.